Molecule: messenger RNA, 918 nt
Organism: Oryzias melastigma (Indian medaka)
Lineage: Eukaryota; Metazoa; Chordata; Actinopteri; Beloniformes; Adrianichthyidae
Product: odorant receptor 131-2-like
Exons: 1
Coding region: 1-918 (305 amino acids)
Biological process (GO): G protein-coupled receptor signaling pathway
Cellular component (GO): membrane
Molecular function (GO): G protein-coupled receptor activity
Source: RefSeq, a predicted model, not a curated record
AUGGCGAACAACAGCUCUGUUCUAAGUGGUAAUUUUCCUGUAAAACAAAUUAGUAAGGAGGUUAUUAUCGUUCAAGUGUUGAUUGGAGUUUUUCUUAGCAUCAACUUUUUUCUGAUUAUAACUUUUUUCAAGAAGGAUGUAUUUCAUACAUCAAUGCGUUACAUCCUGUUUGCUGAGACUCUGCUGUCUGACUGUCUGUUUUUAAUUUUGGCAAAUGUUACGUUGAUUUUGAGCUAUUUUGGUGUUACCAUGCAAAUGGGAUUUUGCCUUAUUCUCUUUUUUCUUACGUCUCUUUAUUCAUAUGUGACUCCUGUCACCCUCACAGCAAUGACACUGGAGCGCUAUGUGGCCAUAUGUAUGCCCUUGCGACAUGCAGAGCUGUGUACACCGCAUGGUGCUCUGCAGCUCAUCCUCAUCAUUCACAGCAUCAGCGCUGUUCCCAUCACUAUUAAUCUUGCAGUUUUCUAUUCCACAGCGUCUCCUACCUUUAAUACCAAGAGAGCAAUUUGUCAUGGGGAGAUGUUUGUGCUGGUUACCUGGCAGGGCCAUUUCAGAUCAGCUAUAAGUCAGUUGUACUUUUUUAUAAUGUUCACAAUCAUUGUUUUCUCCUACAUUAAGAUCAUGAAAGUGGCUAAAACUGCUUCAGGAGAGCAUAAAAAGUCAACAUGGAAAGGACUCAGAACUGUAAUUCUUCAUGGAUUUCAGCUGCUGCUUAGCCUAAUCCAGCUGUGGAGUGUUUUCAUAGAAGCUGCUGCUCUUAAAGUUAGUCUGACUCUGUAUAUUAACAUUAGAUACUUUGACUACAUCAUGUUUUUUCUUGCCCCUAGAUGUUUGAGUCCACUCAUCUAUGGCCUUAGAGAUGAAUUAUUUUUUAAAGCAUUGAAGUCUUAUGCACUUUGGGGCUUGCAUAAAAAAUAA